Molecule: messenger RNA, 726 nt
Organism: Sarcophilus harrisii (Tasmanian devil)
Lineage: Eukaryota; Metazoa; Chordata; Mammalia; Dasyuromorphia; Dasyuridae
Gene: MRPL55
Product: mitochondrial ribosomal protein L55
Exons: 4
Coding region: 258-638 (126 amino acids)
Biological process (GO): translation
Cellular component (GO): mitochondrial large ribosomal subunit
Molecular function (GO): structural constituent of ribosome
Source: RefSeq, a predicted model, not a curated record
GAGGCCUUUGCUUUCCCGGGCCCUGGGCGCCCCCCCCAUAGCAACGUCGCUUUUAUUUAUCCUCCGCGUUGUUCCUUUGGCCCCCAGUUCCUUCCUCAGCCACUUGACGUCGUUAAUACUUAGCAUGUUCUUGGCAGCGGAUUGUACCUUAACAUCGAUUAAUAUUUUGGUGCCUUGGAUGUGAUGAGACUCAGUUGAUAAUUGUGUGAAGAGGGCUUCCAUCUCUGAAGCUGCGUUAGUCAUACCAAGGGCCAAGAAUGGCAGCUGUGGGAAAAGUGUUUUGUUUCCUACAGCAGAAUUUAGCGAAGAUCGGCUUUCCCACUUUACAUCACCUGCAUACAUCCUCCAUCCAGCUCAAUUCCAACCGGGCCUCUCUCACACGAAUGCACAGGAAGAUGUAUGCUCGGCUGUACCCGGUGAUGUUGGUCAAGCAAGAUGGAUCUACCAUUCGGAUCAGAUAUAGGGAGCCUCGGCGGAUCCUUACAAUGCCAGUAGAUAUUGACACACUUUCUCCAGAAGAAAGAAAAAUGAGACUACGAAAACGGAGUUCCAAGUAUAUUGAAGUGGAUAAAAAAGAGGCAGAAUUUGGAGAUGACUUCAAUGUGGAACAAUACGCAAAAUUUUGGAAGAAAACCUGAAUUUGUGUUGAUUAGAUUGUAUGAAGGGUAAAUGCACUUAAUACACCCAAAUAUAUUAUUUUUAAAAAUUAAAAACUACUGAGCCUUA